Eriocheir sinensis (Chinese mitten crab) is the source of this 2376-nucleotide messenger RNA. It is a transcript of the gene oaf, whose product is annotated as out at first protein-like. The record is from RefSeq and is a predicted model, not a curated record. The transcript has 6 exons. Bases 108 to 929 code for a protein of 273 amino acids. Lineage: Eukaryota; Metazoa; Arthropoda; Malacostraca; Decapoda; Varunidae.
AGUCCCUUUUCCCGUCAGAGCAGCAGACGACACGCCCCUCAGCCACCCUUCAGCCCACUUGUUAUUGUUUUGGCGAAGAUGUGAACAGGAGACACAGGGGCUGGACCAUGUAUUUCCUGUGUGUGCUGGUGCUCGUGGCCCACCUGGGGACGGGGGGGGCCCAGCUGGUGGUCAACGUGAAGACACAGGUGGGGCGCGGGGCAGAGAUGAGGGAGGGUGGUGAGGUGUUUAAGGAGACUAUAACAGCAAACAUAUCUGAUGACUCUGUCAUGCUGGAGUUUCCUCAGAAUGAUGGAACAUACAUCUCCCAGCUGAUAGAUUUCAAACAGGAGUUGCAAAUCUUUAAGGUGAUUGUUCUUGGGGAGGAGGAGCUGGGGCAGCACCAGUUCCAGGUGAUGUGCUUCAUCAUGCGCUUUUUCAAGAACAACUUCAUAUCCUCUGAUGCCAUGUCCAAACUCAGGCAGAAAAACCCAGGGACAGUGCGGGUCCCUGAGGAGGACCGAGGAACAGAGGAGGUGGAGCUCGAUGUGAGUGUGGAUGUUCCUCGUGCCGGUAUCCUGUCCCCUCACAUACCCGUCAUGUGCAGUAUGGCGGCCACCUCCACUUAUGCCUCAGACCGGGACAUAAAGCUGUGGGCUACGCAACGCAGAGAACUGGAUGGUGACUGGUCGCUAGUGAGUGAUGUGACCCGUCACCUGCCAACCCGUGGGGUGCCUCGCUGUGGAGAUGGCGGCAGGGAUCUCGCCAACUCCUGCGCUUGUCACUACCAGGUGUGCAUUGCCUGGUAUCCAUGUGGCCUCAAGUACUGCAAGGGCCGAGACAACUCUGGCAAGGCUGUGUCCUACCGCUGUGGCAUACGGACUUGUCGCAGGUGUAGAAACUUCAGCUACUUUGUACCCCAGCGACAGUUGUGUUUGUGGGAUGAUUGAUCAGCCACACCACUUGCAGUGCAUGGACUCUAGUCUGGGUGGAAGUCAGGCUUUACGCUUUGUUGCGCUCCACUGAAUGGUAGGUUUGGAAGAAUAUUAUAUAUAAGGUUGCAAUGGCUGUGGAUGAUUAAGUGUUAAUCAUGGUGCCACAGUAGCCUUUUGAAAAGCACAAGUUGGUAUGUGAAUCAAUAUUUUAACAGCUGUUCUUUUAGGCUUCCGGUAAUGAUUGCCAUUGAAACUGCCUAGCGAUGUACAGCAAUGGGUAUAACUAGUUUAUUCAGUGCCAUAGUCUCCUGAAGCAUACAGUCUAAAUGUAAGUUGAUUUUUUAUAUCUACUGAUCACUAGAGCAAUUAUUGUAGUAUUCUAUAUUUUUAGAAAAUUAAUGAAACACAGUUCUAUUAGCUUAUCUGUUUCUGUAUGGUGUCUGAGGUUCAGAACAAGCAGCUGAUUUAUAAAUAGGGAGGUGACUUGACUGAUCAGUAUGAAGGUUUAUGUGGGCACAAAGUCCCACUAACACUGGAUGAGGAUCUUAAUAAAUAGAAGAGAAAAGCUUUUAAAAAUAAAUAUACAGCUUCCACUACAUAUAAGCAAAAUUUAGUCUUUAAAAAGCAUACAAAAAGACUAGUUAAUCACACAUGUGCCAUAUUUUUGUAUUAGGUGUGAGCUGUUGAUUCUGAAUAGUGGAUGAGGAUGAGAUACUCUAGGGAAGUUUAAUGUAUAAAGAAAAUAUGGAAGUAAGGCUUCCCUGGGAAAGAAGUAAAUGGAUGUCAGGAACAUUAUUUACUGUGUGUAUAGUGAGCAAGGAAAAGGAUGGUUGUAAAUUUUAUCAGCAAUUGUCACGCAGGAUGCAGGUUACCAACAUAAAUCACAUAAUGAAAGACAAAGUUACUGAACUGUUUGGUAUUAUAAUGGAUUGAAUCGCAUGCUCAUUUUCUGUGCCAUAACACAGGACACACACACACACACACACACACACACACACACAAAAAAAAAAAAAAAAAAGAUGGAACUGGUCAGCAUAAUAUACUUUUUUUUUCCUGCAAAUGGCAAGUCAGGACUAGCAAGCAAAAUGGUACUUCAUGAUGUGUUGUAAUUCCAUAAUGAUGUAUUUACUUGAUCUUGGUAAGGUUAAGUUAGGCUGUACAAGGUGGAAUCUCUUACUUCAGUACAAUAGUUUGUGGAAGUCAGUUGCAACAGUAGUUUGAUAAGUGUGUGGAGAACAGCUCUUAUUACAUGGUAACAUCAUUCCUUUGUCAGAUAGUGAAGUUAUUUUUAUACCUUAGUGUUAGCAGUUAUCCAGAUUUUUGAGUAAGGCUUCUUUUCCGUACAUGUUGGGUAAUGUAGGCUGCUGAAUUAUGAUCAGAUUGGUACAUUUUUAUACAAUUCCAGUCACUUCAAGUAAUAUCUUUUGUAAUUCUUUUUUACCAUAAAGUAAUAGACACAAUA